AUGGAAUUCCCCUCUUCUUCUUUGCAAAUCACUCCCAUUGAAGAUCCAUCCAUACCACAACAGUUUGAUUUCGAUGAUUGCUUCUCCAUCAUCUUCAAUUGCACCAAAAAAUUGAUCCAAAUUAUUGAAAGCUCAAACCCAGCUCCUGAGAUUCACUCUUCUUCUACGACAACUACAGCCAUGGAAGCAAUCUUGGUUCCUUCAGACAUCCUAUGUAGUGGUACUCCACUCACAGACCUCAGCAGAGAAGACACAAUCUUGUUACAUGAAAUCUUUUCUUCACUAUCUGUGUCCCCUGAGCUAUUUGACCAAAUUUUAUCUAACAUAGUCGAAACUGCAAGAAGGUGUGACUCCAACACACGGGAGAUUGUUGUGAACCUUCAUGUUACUUCGUACAAUGUUGUUCAAGAUUCUGAUGAGCAAGAUGAUGAUGCCGAAUGCGCCAUUUGUUUGGAGAAGUUUGACCAUGGUAAUGAAGAUUCAAGCGUAGAUAUUGUUCGUACAAAUUGCUCGCAUGUUUUUCAUAAUCGCUGCUUACUCCCGUGGCUCCGAUGCUGUGCCAACUGUGAGUCGCCACAUUCUUGCCCAUUGUGCCGCAGCAUCCUAUUUCCAACUUCAGAGAUAGAUGAUGAAUAG
This is a messenger RNA of Arachis duranensis, 636 nucleotides long. Its product is annotated as RING-H2 finger protein ATL79-like. Gene Ontology annotation, molecular function: ubiquitin protein ligase activity. Gene Ontology annotation, biological process: protein ubiquitination. Bases 1 to 636 code for a protein of 211 amino acids. The record is from RefSeq and is a predicted model, not a curated record. The transcript has a single exon. NCBI's taxonomy places the organism in Eukaryota, Viridiplantae, Streptophyta, Magnoliopsida, Fabales, Fabaceae.